AGCAUAAACAUAUAAAAUUACCAUCUGAUUAAACAUAUCUCUCGAAAAAGUUAAAGUGCGCUAUAAAAUAUUCAAAUAUUGGUGGCUAAAUAAAUUUGGGAGCGUACCGACUUGCAACUACCAUAGAAACAUACAUCCAAACCAGCUUAUACGCAUUCAAGCAACGCCUUCAAACAAAAGGAAUUUCAUUCWACUUCAAUGUGUCAAAUAGCAAUCAUACGUCAAAUGUAUAUACAUAUUUUUAUAUCUCAUCAAUCAAUUUUCUUCAUAAAUUCUAUAUUCUUUUAUUGUCCAUUUUCUCAAUGUAAUAAAAACAUAUACGAUAAGUGUUGUGUAUAAACUGAUUUUGUAGAAAGUUAAUUCCUCGUCCAUCUUUUAUGACAAAUGAAGUUCAAUAAGCUUUUYUUCGUACAAAUUUUCGGUGAAUUCUGUGCCGCUUCGAUGUGGAUGCAGUUACAUUGUUAUGGCAUUGAUCCAUUAGUUGCCGAAGGUGGCGUAAUGUCGUAUGGUCUCUGUGACGGCUGCGCACUGAUGAUAAUCAUACAGACAUUCGGUUGUGUAUCUGGCGCCUACAUGAAUCCCUGUUUAACAGUUGCCGGCGUCAUUAUGGGAAAACUGAAGUGGGAUUUGGCCAUAUUUUAUGUGAUUAUGCAAUAUUUGGACCUCUAUACUCGGCGGUUGCCUUUUGGAAUUCCUCAUGACUUCAGCAUGGGUGUUGGCUCAGUGCUCUGCCUGGGAUAAGCGCACUCAAGGCAUUCAAGAAUCCAUAUCUUUACGUAUGGGCGCGGUAAUGAUGUCACUGGUACUUU
Molecule: messenger RNA, 809 nt
Organism: Bactrocera latifrons
Lineage: Eukaryota; Metazoa; Arthropoda; Insecta; Diptera; Tephritidae
Product: aquaporin-4-like
Exons: 2
Coding region: 385-741 (118 amino acids)
Biological process (GO): transmembrane transport
Cellular component (GO): plasma membrane
Molecular function (GO): water channel activity
Source: RefSeq, a predicted model, not a curated record